This is a messenger RNA of Amphimedon queenslandica, 512 nucleotides long. RefSeq lists its product as uncharacterized. The record is from RefSeq and is a predicted model, not a curated record. Lineage: Eukaryota; Metazoa; Porifera; Demospongiae; Haplosclerida; Niphatidae. The coding region runs from base 16 to 405 and encodes 129 amino acids. The transcript is spliced from 2 exons.
AAACUUAGUACACGUAUGAAACAAAAAGUCAUAUUGGAGUGGUUUGUUGAUAAAGACGUAGCUACUCGUGCUCUUGGUAGUCCUCCCAGCCUCAUUGAAGAACAUAAUGUUGAGAUAAAGCCCGAGCUAAUACAUGAAGGAGUCCUGGAUGAAAAUGUCGACGUUCAUCUUGUUAGACCAUUCUUUACUACUGAUGCAUGGCUGUGUGUAACAAACGUGGUACAAGAAAAACAGAAGACACAUGUUUACUAUUGUAAUUGCUGUCAGCAAGAUCUGGAGAAUUUUCCAUCUAUUGGCUGUGAUCAUUGCUUGUUAUGGACUCACCUGAAAUGUUGUGGUCUAAAAGAUAGGCCCAAAACAAGAUAUUGGUUUUGUAGGAAGUGCCACACUAAUCCUACUCUGUGAUGUGUGUUGUUGAAAAUAUUUGGAUUAAAAAAGUACUUUGAUAAACUAUAACAAUAAAAAGAGUGAAUUCAAAGAAACAAUGAUGAAUAAUUGUGAGAUAAACAAAA